UCAGCAUUGGUCCACGUGGUGAUGUGAGGGAGCGAGUUGAGAUGACGAGGAUGCAGGUUUAUUUAUUUAUAUACGACUGACUUAUUUAAAGGAAUUAGAGAGGCCAUCUGAUGAGCAGUAGAAAAUUGGAAGCAGGAACACAAAUCCCAGUCCAGGUUCCAUGGCGGUGAAGGUCAUUAGCGCGGGCCAGUUCUCGAGCAUUCCUGUGAGUUACAUUCGUCCGGAAUCCGACAGGCCGAAACUGUUUGAAGUUGCUGAUUGCAACAACAUUCCCGUUAUCGACUUGGGUUGCAAAGACAGGAGCCUAAUAGUCAGACAGAUAGGCGAUGCCUGUCGAGAAUACGGCUUCUUCCAGGUGAUUAAUCAUGGAGUGUCCAAGGCAGCAACGGACAAGAUCCUAGGAGUGGCUCAUGAGUUCUUUGGUUUGCCGGUGGAGGAGAAGAUGAAGUUGUACUCGGAUGACCCGUCCAGAACGACCCGAUUGUCGACAAGCUUCAAUGUGAGGAAGGAGACUGUGAACAACUGGAGGGAUUAUCUCAGGCUGCAUUGCUAUCCCUUGGACAAAUAUGUGCCGGAGUGGCCCUCCACACCCUCUUCUUUCAAGGAUAUCGUAAGCAACUACUGCAUGAAAGUUCGACAGCUUGGAUUCCGGCUGCAGGAAGAUAUAUCAGAGAGCUUAGGACUAGAGAAAGACUGUCUGAAAAACAUAUUAGGAGAACAAGGACAGCAUAUGGCCAUGAAUUAUUACCCAGCAUGUCCACAACCUGAGUUGACAUAUGGAUUGCCAGCACACACAGAUCCCAAUUCCCUCACCAUUCUUCUUCAAGAUUUGCAGGUUGCUGGGCUUCAAGUUCUUAAGGAUGGCAGGUGGUUGGCAAUAAAACCCCAUCCUAAUGCUUUUGUUAUUAACAUUGGUGAUCAAAUCCAGGCACUAAGCAAUGGAAAGUACAAGAGUGUUUGGCAUCGCGCGGUUGUUAAUGCUGAUAAACCAAGACUUUCAGUAGCUUCCUUCCUCUGCCCGAGCGAUGCUGCAAGUAUCAGUGCUCCGAAAGCACUCACAGACAGAGGAGAACGAUCCAUCUACCGAGAUUUCACUUAUGCCGAGUACUACAAGAAGUUCUGGAGCGGGAACUUGGACGAAGGACACUGCUUGGAACUAUUCAAGAACUAAGUUAUUGAUCAGUUGAUUCUUCGUUUCUUCAAACAUUUCCCUGUUUAGAGACUGUUGCUGGAACGGUCUCAGUUUUAGGUAUCUGUAGUUUCUUGUUUCAACUUUCGAGCACUAGUUUUUGUAUAUGGAAACAGUCGAAAUGCUUUUGUUGUCCGAGUACACCUCCUCGGCUGCUGCUACUUCGCUGUUGAUUCUGUAAACAUGUUAAGGUGAUUUCAACUCUACCCGUUAUACA
This is a messenger RNA of Sesamum indicum (sesame), 1406 nucleotides long. Its product is annotated as protein DOWNY MILDEW RESISTANCE 6. NCBI's taxonomy places the organism in Eukaryota, Viridiplantae, Streptophyta, Magnoliopsida, Lamiales, Pedaliaceae. The record is from RefSeq and is a predicted model, not a curated record.